AUGAUUGAGAAUAGAGAAGAGCCACGGCAAAGACUACAACUCCCAGCGUGCCCCGCGCCCAGCUUCGCCCAGAAUUCUCCUCACCUGCCGCAGAUGCCUCCUUCUCCUCCGCCGUCGCUUUUAUCUGGUCCUUCCUCCGCCCACUCGGAGCCACCCCCCCCGCCCGCCCCGGGUCUCGGCGGGAGGGAGAGGGCCCUCGAAGAGCUUCGGGCCUCCUAUUGGUCACUGCUCGCCGGAGGGGCGGGCCGGGCCGGGCCGCCGGCCUCCCAUUGGCCCGCGACGCCGCUGACGGGCGCGGUACGGGGGCCGCGCGGUCCUUUUUGGCGUCCAUCGAGGCCGGGUCGGCUCUCCUGGUACAGGAUGCAGCCAGGACCCGGCGGCGGCGCGGCGGCGGGGAGCGCCCGGCACCGUAAGUGGCCCAUGAAGAGAAGGGUACCUGUAGCGGAGCCCAGCUUGGCGGACCCCCACCAGCUCUUCCAUGACACCAGCUCGGCCCAUGGGCCUGGGAGCUAUCCGGGCCACCGGACCCCCGGGGGCUUGGGCUAUGCUUCCCCCUCACAGCCGGCCUUCCUCGCUGACCCUGUGUCCAACAUGGCGGUAGCCUACGGGAGCAGCCUGGCUGCCCAUGGCAAGGAGCUGGUGGACAGGAAUAUUGACCGCUUCAUCCCUGUCACCAAGCUGAAGUAUUACUUUGCUGUGGACACUGUGUAUGUGGGGAAGAAACUGGGGCUCUUGUUGUUUCCCUACCUGCACCAGGAUUGGGAGGUCCAGUAUCAGCAGGACAUGCCGGUGGCCCCGAGGUUUGACAUCAAUGCCCCCGAUCUCUACAUUCCAGCUAUGGCCUUCAUCACAUACAUCCUGGUUGCUGGCCUGGCACUGGGGACGCAGGACAGGUUCUCUCCGGACCUCCUGGGUCUGCAGGCGAGCUCAGCCCUGGCCUGGCUCACAGUGGAGGUGCUGGCCAUCCUGCUCAGCCUCUACCUGGUCACUGUCAACACAGACCUCACCACCAUCGACCUGCUGGCCUUCUCAGGGUACAAGUAUGUAGGGAUGAUUGGUGGGGUCGUGACUGGCCUGCUCUUUGGGAAGACUGGCUACUACCUGGUGCUCAGCUGGUGUUGUGUGGCCAUCUUCGUCUUUAUGAUCCGGACCCUUCGACUGAAAAUCCUAUCCGAAGUGGCAGCUGAAGGCGUCCUGGUCCGAGGGGCACGGAACCAGCUGCGCAUGUACCUGACCAUGGCCAUUGCAGCCGCCCAGCCCCUCUUCAUGUACUGGCUCACCUUUCACCUGGUCAGGUGAGGGGCCUCAGAGGCUGCUCAGGCCCGGAGUGGGGAUUGGAGAGGACCAGGCCGCUGACCUCUGCAAAUUCGAGAAGCAGGAAAUGGAGCCCCUUGGGGGAGGGGGGCUGGGGGUCCAUCGCUCUGGACUGAGCCCACUCUCCCUCUCCCCACAAAGUCCCUGGCCCUUUGACUGGAACCUGCCCCUCCUCCAUAAAGAUUCAUCUCCUCCUUGCCUGUUGUGCUUGAGCUGAGUCCCAAACCCCCUGCCCUAGGAAAGAGCCCCCCCCCCAUCCCCCUUCCCCAAUCUCCAUCCUCUAAGGUGCUUAGAGAUCUCUUAACUGCACAGCAUGCUCCAAGCUGGGGCUGCCACCCAUGGGCGUCUGUUACAGGGAGAAAUAAACCCUCUGGGGGUGCU
Molecule: messenger RNA, 1695 nt
Organism: Trichosurus vulpecula (common brushtail)
Lineage: Eukaryota; Metazoa; Chordata; Mammalia; Diprotodontia; Phalangeridae
Gene: YIF1B
Product: Yip1 interacting factor homolog B, membrane trafficking protein
Biological process (GO): endoplasmic reticulum to Golgi vesicle-mediated transport
Cellular component (GO): COPII-coated ER to Golgi transport vesicle; endoplasmic reticulum-Golgi intermediate compartment; endoplasmic reticulum membrane
Source: RefSeq, a predicted model, not a curated record